AUGGAAAAUCACGUGACGAGAACGAUUCAAAAUGGCAGCGCCGGUGGAACAUUAACCUUGAGAAAUGUCAGCCACUUGAACGAAGGUCAAUACGUCUGCAUGGUCGACACGCCCCAAGGUCGUCUGUUGACCUUCACCAACCUGAUUGUGGAAACAGCUCAAUCUCGAGGACCGUCUGACGUCAGAGUGGUCGCUUCAUCGACUUCUGCCGUUAUUUUUUGGAGGCCGGCUUAUAAUGCCGGACGAGAAAUACACUACACUAUUUGUCUCUUCUUCACCAUCAUCAUCCCCGUCACCACCAUCAACGCAGUUAUCACUGACACCUAUAACUUCGCCAAAGAAUCCUCUCCUCAGCACUACAUUAUUCAAUACAAAACCAUGAGUCAUUGGAUUGACCUUUCGCCUCCAAUUUAUCACGUGACGUCAUUUUACUGGAAAAACCCGUCACGUGGUGUAGUUUACCAUUUCCGGGUUUCAUGCUGCUUGGGACUUGUAUGCAGCGAGCCGAGCGCCGCUGCUCUAUUUGAUAUGAGGGACGUAAAAAGGCUACACAAGGACUCAAAUGACCUAUAUUUCUGCAUUCUCAUUGGUUCAACGCUGGCGGCAUUUACAAUCCUCGUGUUCCUAUUGGUUGUCGUCAAAAUAUUGAAAGUGAAACUAGACCGACGAAAAAGAGGAAGAUGUGAAAAUGAUCUUUCACUACAAGGCGAUGCUCAAAUGGAUCAGUCAAAAAACUUUCGAACAACACUUCUAACGGAGAUUAAUUAA
This is a messenger RNA of Helobdella robusta, 768 nucleotides long. RefSeq lists its product as hypothetical. The transcript is spliced from 6 exons. Bases 1 to 768 code for a protein of 255 amino acids. The record is from RefSeq and is a predicted model, not a curated record. NCBI's taxonomy places the organism in Eukaryota, Metazoa, Annelida, Clitellata, Rhynchobdellida, Glossiphoniidae. Gene Ontology annotation, molecular function: protein binding.